Messenger RNA from Lepisosteus oculatus (spotted gar), 2787 nucleotides. It is a transcript of the gene adhfe1, whose product is annotated as alcohol dehydrogenase iron containing 1. Lineage: Eukaryota; Metazoa; Chordata; Actinopteri; Semionotiformes; Lepisosteidae. Gene Ontology annotation, cellular component: mitochondrion. Gene Ontology annotation, molecular function: metal ion binding; alcohol dehydrogenase (NAD+) activity. The record is from RefSeq and is a predicted model, not a curated record.
UAUAUCCCACAAUUCUUCCGCCGGAGAGCCCCUGGAAGACUUCGCCUGCAAUGGCAGGACGUGAGAGAGUCGUGCAGUUGCUCAGGCAAUUGGAAAGGGCUGCGUGCAGAUGUCCUGCACAUUCUCACAGCUAUUAUCAAGCUUCAGGGCAUACAUCAAGUGGAAAAACAACAGACUAUGCAUUUGAGAUGGCCUGCUCAAACAUCAGAUAUGGAGAAGGGGUUACCAGAGAAAUUGGAAUGGACCUCCUGAACCUGGGAUCUAGGAAUGUGUGCUUGAUGACGGAUAAGAACCUGUCUCAGCUGCCCCCUCUCACAGCUGUCCUGGACUCUCUGGUGAAACAUGGGGUUCGUUUCAAGUGUUAUGACAAGGUGCGGGUGGAGCCCACAGAUGCCAGCUUUAAGGAGGCUAUCGAUUUUGCACGGAAAGGGGAGUUUGAUGCCUAUGUAGCUGUAGGAGGGGGGUCUGUGAUUGACACCUGCAAAGUAGCCAAUUUGUAUGACUGCCACCCAGAGGCCGAUUUCCUUGAUUUUGUCAACGCUCCCAUUGGGAAGGGAAAGGCAGUCACAGCUGUGCUCAAGCCACUGAUCGCAGUGCCAACAACAGCUGGGACGGGGAGUGAAACAACUGGAGUGGCAAUAUUUGACUUUGAGAGUUUGAAAGCAAAAACUGGUAUUGCUAGCAGAGCUAUCAAACCGACACUUGGGAUGGUGGAUCCUUUGCACACUCUUCACAUGCCCCAGAGAGUCGCUGCUAACAGUGGCUUUGACGUGCUGUGCCAUGCCCUGGAAUCGUAUACAGCCCUGCCGUACAGCCUGCGUAGCCCCUGUCCCACCAACCCUAUCCACAGGCCUGCUUACCAGGGCAGCAACCCCAUCAGUGACGUCUGGUCCAGACACGCCCUCCGCAUUGUGGCGAAGUACCUGAAGCGGGCAGUGAGGGAUCCGGGGGACCUGGAGGCCCGGUCCAGCAUGCACCUGGCCAGCGUGUUUGCAGGAAUAGGGUUUGGAAACGCCGGGGUUCACCUCUGCCACGGAAUGUCUUAUCCUAUUGCCGGACACGUGAAGACUUUCAGAGCAGAAGGCUAUAACGUGGACCAUCCCUUAGUCCCUCAUGGUCUGUCAGUGGUGCUCACUUCGCCUGCAGUUUUCACCUUCACAGCCUGCAUGUGUCCCGAACGUCACCUGGAAGCAGCAGAAAUACUAGGAGCUGAUGUCCGGAAUGCCAAGCAGGGAGAUGCUGGGCUGAUUUUGUCAGACGUCCUGAGGAAGUUUUUGUUUGAUCUGAAUGUUGAUGAUGGCUUAAGCGCCGUUGGUUACACUACAGAUGAUAUUCCUGCCUUGGUUAAAGGAACUAUUCCCCAGGAGAGAGUGACCAAACUGUCUCCCAGAGCCCACACAGAGGAAGACCUGACAGACCUCUUCGAAGCCUCCCUGAAACUGUACUGAAACAGAGACACUUCUGCCCUCUGUCAGCAACUACACAUCUGCAUUGCUAAGGAUUCAUCAUUGUCUGGACCAAGAGUGAAAACCAGUAGCAAUUACAGUAUUGGAUAAUGGCACACAGCUCUCAACACUACAUUCUAGAGAAAAGCAGAAUGUUCAUUUUGUCCUAAUUACUUUAGAUUGUUAUAAUACAAUGAUUUCUUAGAACUUAGCUUAAAAUUUAAGAGAGGGCGCUCUGAGUCCUGGGUCAGACACAUUAUUGCACAACAUUACUUCUGAAUGAAAUAAGCUAUUCAAUUAUACUAGUAGUCAUAAUUAGGAUGGUCAGACUGGCGGUUUUUUCAUAAAGAACAAUCAUGUUACAUUUAUGUUAUAAUUAAACUGUAUCCCCCUACAGGCAGUAGGUGUGGUCUGGACCGGGCUGUCACAGAUUCCAAGAUUGGUUCUCUGAAUGUACUGCCAGCUUCCAGUAUCCCAGGCAUCUGCUUUUUGUGUCUCUCUCCCAUUCAUUACCCAGCCUUCCACUAGCUUACCGAAAAACCGUGAACAAAAUGAGUUCGUCACAAAUAAAUUUGAAAUGAUGCUUGAAUAUGUUUGGCUUUUAUUUUUUUUUUUAUUUUGUGUCAAAUAGGUGGUGCAGUAGUUAGCAUUGUUGCCUCACAGCAGACCCUGGGUUUAACUCCUGGGGUGCUGUCUGCAUGGAGUGUGCGCCUUUACCCAUGACUACAUGGGCUUACUCCAGGUACUCCGGUUUCCUUCCUGUGUCUCAAUUUGUGCUGUUCAGGUAUCAGUAUCUCCAAAUGCCUGUAGAGUGUUACUGUAGGAGCUGAUGUGAGUCUAUGUGAAUGCCCUGCGGCAGGCUGGCAUUCUGUCCAGGGUGUAACCCGCAUCUCAGGGUGACUGUGGGCCACCAUGACUGUGAUUUGGAUAAGCAGUUAUGUGAGAGUGAUGUGAUUGUUAUAUAUGGAGUUAACUGUUGCAAAUGAGUUGGCUGCAGGGUGUUUUUUUUUUGGUCAGUGCAAUGUGGUAGUGCAAAAUCAGGAUUAACUUAAUAUACAGGUAUACCUUUCUUUUGUGAGCAGAUUUGCUGUGAUCCAAGACGACAAAAUAACCUGGACCACCAGCAUUCAUACUGUGUCUCCAGAGCCGCGGAAGAGCUUUCAAGCAGACCUGAUUUAGUAGAGGAGAACUUUAAUCACUAAAUCACAGUUUCUUGUAGUUCCUAAAUCAAAACAAUUGCAUUAUCAUAACACCCAGAUUUUUACAUGGUGUAAUAAAUUAUAAUUAUUGUCAAUAAUAUUUAUCAACAAAAUGUUGCAAAUAAAAUUAUCCUUUCUAAUCA